UCUGACUAAAAGGAUCUCAAGUAAAAAAUAAGGAAACAAAACAUGGCGGAAGACAACAAUGGAGAUCCGCCGCCAGUUCAGCCACCGGAUCAGAAAAAGAGCCUCGAAGUCACAGGAGUGGAGGAAGAAGAAGAGAAUGAUUCGCCAAUUGAGCAAGUAAGGAUGACGGUAUCAACCAAAGAUGACCCGACCCAAUCCGUUCUGACAUUCCGGACCUGGACUUUGGGAUUGGCAGCAUGCAUAAUUCUGGCCUUUGUGGACGUGUUUUUCAGUUUCAGGAACAACCAAUUGUGGGUUGAUCAAGUGGCUGCACAGAUUGUCACACUCCCAUUAGGAAAGCUGAUGGCUGCAACUUUGCCAAACAAGAACAUUGGAAUCCCUGGUACCAAAUGGUCAUUCUCUCUGAAUCCAGGGCCUUUUAGUCUCAAAGAGCAUGUUUUGAUCACCAUUUUUGCCACUUGUGGUGCCAAUGGUGUUUAUGCCUUGCAUAUUGUCUCCAGUGUCAAGGUCUUCUACAAGAGACCCUUCAAUCCUUUGGUUGCUUUUAUUCUCUCACAGACUACAAUGUUUCUUGGAUAUGGUUGGGCUGGUAUGUGGAGAAAAGUACUGGUUGAUUCCCCUUAUAUGUGGUGGCCUGAGAACCUUCUCCAGGUUUCAUUGUAUAGAACAUUUCAUGAGAAGGAUAGGAGACCAAAAGGGGCACAAACAAGGCUUCAGUUCUUCUUGGCAAUGUUCAUCAUAAGUUUCGCCUAUUACAUCGUCCCUGGAUACUUUUUCCCUACAAUAUCCUGCAUUUCUAUAGCCUGUUUGAUCUGGAAAAACUCAGUACUCGCACAACAAAUAGGUUCAGGUGUUUCUGGUUUGGGAAUCGGCUCGUUCGCCCUGGAUUGGAACACUGUUGUUGCCUUCUUGGGCAAUCCUAUAGCAACUCCAGCAUUUGCCAUCAUCAAUCUUAUGGUGGGAUUUUUCCUGAUUGUCUAUGUUAUUAUUCCGAUUGCAUAUUGGACUAAUACCUAUGAAGCGAAGAAAUUCCCAUUCCAUUCGACUCUCACUUUUGAUUCCCAUGGUCAAAAGUACAACAUCUCCCGGGUUCUGAACAAGGAGUUCGAGUUUGAUAAAGAUGGAUACUAUAACUACAGCAAACUUUACAUGAGCAUACUUUUUGCCAUGAGCUACGGCAUGAACUUUGCGACUUUAACAGCCACAAUCACCCAUGUUUUCCUCUUCUAUUCAGGGACAAUAUGGGAACUGACAAUAAAGACAGCAACAACAUUGAAAGGUAGGGUGGGAGAUAUCCACACCAGAUUGAUGAAAAAGAACUACAAGGCAGUUCCUGGCUGGUGGUUUCACGGCUUGCUGAUUGUUGUGUUUGGCCUUUCUCUCUUCGCUUGCGAAGGAUUCGACAGGCAACUCCAACUCCCCUGGUGGGGACUUGUACUAGCAAUGGUUUUAGCCUUUACUUUCACUCUACCAAUCGGCCUGAUUCAAGCCACCACAAAUCAGCAACCCGGCCUCAAUGUGGUCACGGAGAUGAUCAUCGGCUAUCUGUAUCCUGGCAGGCCAUUAGCAAAUGUUGCGUUCAAGACAUAUGGUUACAUUAGCAUGGCACAGGCCAUGGCUUUCCUUAAAGAUUUAAAGAUUGGUCACUACAUGAAAAUACCUCCAAAAUCCAUGUUCUUAGUCCAGGUCAUUGGAACACUGGUCUCUACAUCGGUUCAAUUUGUCACGACUUGGUGGCUACUGACAUCAAUAGCCAACAUUUGCCAUCCUUCAUUAUUACCUGAGGGAAGUCCAUGGACAUGUCCAGGUGAUACAGUCUUUUACCAAGCUUCAAUCAUAUGGGGAGUGAUUGGUCCAAAGAAGAUGUUCACUAAAGAAGGCAUAUACCCGCAGCUGAACUACUUCUUCAUUCUCGGCGCAGUAGCUCCGAUUCCCUUCUGGCUUCUGUCGAAAAAAUACCCCGAAAAGAAAUGGCUGGCGCUGAUCAACAUGCCCAUCUUGUUAGGAGCAACAUCAAAUAUGCCACCAGCAAGAUCAAUAGAUUACAUCAUGUAUGGAUCAGUUGGGAUUUUCUUCAAUGUUUACAUUUACAGGAAGUAUAGGGCUUGGUGGGGGAAACACGCCUAUGUCUUGGGAGCUGCAAUGAAUGCCGGGAUUGCAUUCAUGGGAAUCCUUCUGUUUGUGGCUCUGCAAUACCAAAAUAUUAGUAUAGAUUGGUGGGGGAAUGCUGGUGAUCAUUGUCCUUUGGCCAAAUGCCCUACCUCCCCUGGAAUUCAUGUUGAUGGUUGUCCUGCUUUCUGAUGAUCUAGGCUAGCUACAACACAUUUUCCCUCUUUUUUUUGGUCAA
Messenger RNA from Oldenlandia corymbosa var. corymbosa, 2347 nucleotides. Lineage: Eukaryota; Viridiplantae; Streptophyta; Magnoliopsida; Gentianales; Rubiaceae. The record is from the annotation of a GenBank genome assembly.